This is a messenger RNA of Meriones unguiculatus (Mongolian gerbil), 2298 nucleotides long. It is a transcript of the gene Galm, whose product is annotated as galactose mutarotase. The coding region runs from base 131 to 1159 and encodes 342 amino acids. The transcript is spliced from 7 exons. Gene Ontology annotation, molecular function: carbohydrate binding; aldose 1-epimerase activity. NCBI's taxonomy places the organism in Eukaryota, Metazoa, Chordata, Mammalia, Rodentia, Muridae. Gene Ontology annotation, biological process: glucose metabolic process; beta-D-galactose catabolic process via UDP-galactose, Leloir pathway. The record is from RefSeq and is a predicted model, not a curated record.
UAUAUCCAGGCAAUAAAGGGAGGAGUUAAGCCGAGCCCCUCCCCUUCUCCCUGGAACUUUUAUCAUUCCCAACGUGAUCAAGGCUAGAGUUUGAACGGCAGAGAGUAGCUGCUCGCCCCGAACUUUCCCAAUGGCUUCGGUGACCAGAACCGUGUUUGGAGAGCUGCCCUCGGGGGGAGGGACAGUGGAGAAGUUCCAGCUUCGGUCAGACCAGCUGAGUGUGGACAUCCUCUCCUGGGGCUGCACGAUCUCUGCUCUGCAGGUCAAAGACAGGCAGGGGGAGGCCUCGGACGUGGUGUUGGGCUUUGCCGAGUUGGAAGGCUACCUGCAGAAGCAGCCCUAUUUUGGAGCCGUGGUUGGGAGGGUAGCCAACCGAAUUGCCAAAGGAAGAUUCACGGUGGAUGGGAAAGAGUACCACCUGCCCAUUAACAAGGAGCCCAACAGUCUCCAUGGAGGAUUCAGGGGGUUUGAUAAGGUCCUCUGGACCCCUCAGGUGUUGUCCAACGGCGUCCAGUUCUCUCGAGUCAGUCCAGAUGGGGAGGAAGGCUACCCUGGAGAGUUGAAAGUCUGGGUGACGUAUACCCUGGAUGGUGGAGAGCUUGUAAUCAACUACAGAGCACAGGCCAGCCAGACCACGCCGGUUAAUCUCACCAACCAUUCUUAUUUCAACCUAGCGGGCCAGGGCUCCCCAAAUAUAUAUGACCAUGAAGUCACCAUUGCAGCAGAGGCAUAUUUGCCUGUGGAUGAAACUCUGAUUCCUACAGGAGUCAUUGCUCCAGUCGAAGGAACUGCAUUCGACCUGAGAAAGCCAGUGGAGCUUGGGAAACACCUGCAGGAUUAUCACAUCCCUGGUUUUGACCACAAUUUCUGUCUGAAGGGGUCGAAAGAAAAGAAUUUUUGUGCAAGGGUGCAUCAUGCCAGGAGCGGGAGGACCCUGGAAGUAUACACCACCCAGCCUGGCGUCCAGUUCUACACAGGCAACUUCCUGGAUGGCACUCUGAAGGGCAAGAGUGGAGCGGUCUAUCCCAAGCACUCUGGUUUCUGCCUCGAGACCCAGAACUGGCCUGAUGCAGUUAAUCAGCCCCGGUUCCCUCCUGUGUUGCUGCGGCCUGGGGAGGAGUACAACCACACCACCUGGCUCAAGUUCUCUGUUGCCUAAAGGAGACUCAGGAUGCCACCUGGUUCUGGGCCAGGCCAGCCUCCCAUCCUGAUGAAGAAGACGUAGAAGUUUUAAAAGUGAUCUUGCGUGUCAAGUCAUACAGCCGGUAGCUGCCAUAGUAAUCAGCUUGAAUACCGUUGUCCUUUCCCAAAAGCUGGCUUCAGGCCAUGUCUAAUGACCAGCUCUGUCCUCUGUCCAGUCAGGUGACAAAUUGCCUCUUCUACCAAUGCCAUCAUCUAAGGUCUGAUCCUAGUGGAGAAAUUGUCCUUCUUCUGUAGGCUCCUUCUCUCCAUCCUGGCUCCAUCUUGUCUGUGUUUGUUAUGCCUUCCUUUCUUUGAUGGAACUCUCUUUGUUUUCCUGUGUCUUUUACCACAGACUAUCCUCCAGAAGUCAGUGUAACCAUUCUAACCAGAACUUGAGUUCACGCUGUGAGAAUUCAAAUUCUCCUCUGGGCCUCUACCUCAGUCUGCCUAAACAUUCCUAGGGUCGCUGAGGGACAAGCAGUGUUUUGGACCCUGUUCCAUCAGAGCCUUUCUUCUCAGACUUACUGUAGGAGCGGCAGAGGUGGCUCAGCAGUGAGGAGCACACGCUGCUCUUCCCAGGACCGCAAUUUAGCUCCCGGCACCCACGUCAGGUUCACAGCUGCCUAUAACUCUAGCUCUGUGGGAUGGAGUGCCCUCUUCUGGCCUCCGUGAGUGCACACACACAUGUGCACACACCCACAGACACACAAUUAAAAAUAGAUCUUAAAAAUUACAAAAAUCACUUUAGAAGCAUUAGAGUGAGCUGAACUAUCUCUUUAGUUUUAGAGAUGGGUGUGACUUAAAUUGUCAGAUCCAAAUAUUCAGAAUAAUUUAGGUUUUCCUGCCUUUGAGCUUGACUAGAAGCCUGGCUAGGUAUAGGAAGACGUGUGGGCAUAGAGGGCAGGAGCUGAAUGAGCACGUCUCACACACAAUGCCUGGAGCACUAAACUUUGAGCUAGAAGUAGAUACUACGCUGAGGCAGAAGAGCAGUGUCUCUUCUUUUCCGAAAUGAUUGCAUUGUCAGUGACAGGCUCUGACUGCUGAUUUUGGGGUGCGGGGGAGAGAUGUUAUUAUCUGCUGCAAUCAGUUGAAAUGAAAGCAAAAUUUUCAUCUUCA